GGGCCCGCGCGGGUCUCGGUCGGGCGGCCCGAGCGGCCCGCGCGCCGCCUCCGCCCAGGCCCGCGCUUCUGGCCCUCUCGUGCCGCCUGGCCGCCCUCGUCUGCCUCGUCCGAGCGGCCGGGCGGCCCAAACGCGAGGCCGGGCGCGGCGGGCGGACGGCCCCGACGUCGGGGGACAGGCCGGGCUUUCUAGUUACACUUAAGAUGACAAGCCCUCGUCUUUGAACCGAAUGGCUGUUUCCCCGCCCCGUCCAUUGUCUCACUGGAGGUCCGGCGGCCCCGGAGGCAGGCAGGGGGGCAGGGGCGCCGGCCCCAUUCGGUUCUGACGACCGAAGUCUGGGGCUCGGGGCGGGGAGCGGUCCGAAGUCGCCCACCUAGUAGGGGCCAGAGCCUGACGCCCACCAGGGGCUCCGGAGUUACACCCCCAUUAAGGUGCCCAAGUGUUCUUCUGACACCUAAGAGGUGUCGAGUGCUGUUUACUGGCGGGAUUGUAGGUGUGGUGCUUUUGUUGUUGUUUUUCGUUUUUUUGUUUUUGUUUUUAAGAUUAGUUUAGCAGAUGUUACAAUGUUGGCUGAUAAUGUGCAGUGUGUCCAAUUCGGAGAAAAUAAUCUGUCCUUUUUUGGCAUACUCGAAAAACAUUUGUAAAGAGCUCAAUAAACGGUAUCUACUAUUAUUAAUACAUCUUAAUAAAGUGUUUGAAGCCGUGAUCUUUCUGGAUGCUGAUUAUUGUGGAUGAUUUUUAAGGAGGAACUUUUCUCUCCUCUUUAACUAGUGAGUUUGGUGUGUGCUUUUUUUAAGGGUCCUCUGAGUGCGAGGCAGAAGAGGAUGGGAGUUCUUGGCGUUUAUGGCCCCCAGGAAGGCCCUUCUGUAGGGGGACAAGUGACCUUUUCAGCUCCCACUUAGCCCAGGCCACUUUCUCAGUACUCUUUCUGACCAUUCUUAUCCACCCGCCCCUUUUCCUCUGCUGUCUUGUGUAGCACCUGAGAUCCGAAGAAACUCCUCAAACAGGACAGAUUUGCCCUCAACUUUCGAUAGCCCAUGGUAUCACACUUAUUUAAUUUAUUAUGACUAUUUUUGUACAAAACUUUUCUCCAGGAGAAGGAAGAACCACAUAUUUUUUUCUGCAUCCCCAUUGCUCGUUUACUAUGACAGAUGUUCAGUAAUUGUUAUUGGAUGAAUGUGUUGUUUAAUUGUUUAGUCAGUCGCUCAUUCAGUAGGUAUUUAUUGAGCGUCUUCUAUGAAUGAGGCAGUCUUUUAGAAACUUACGUCAUCAUGGAGCUUAUGUUCUCAUGGGCGAAGCAAACCAUAACACAGGCAUACACAUGGCACGAUCAUAGUUUAUUAGUGCUGUGAAGGAAGGGACUAGCAGGGGGCCUAUGUUAGAUGUGUCCAUCGGCGAAGGUCUCUUUGAGGCAGUGUUUAAGCUGGAGCCUUAUACGAGAGGGAGCCAGGCGUACAGAGAGGUGUGGGAAGAGCUAACAGAAAGGUGGAAGAGAGAGCUGGGUGCAUCAUAGGAAUCCAAGGAGACCAGGGUAGCUGGAGUGUAGUUGAUAGCCAGGAGGAUAUAAGCUCAGGGAGGUAGGCUGGGAUACGAUACGAAGUUUAGGUUUUAUUCUGGGUACACGGGAAUCUGUUGAUCGGGGACUAAAAUGAUCUAGUCUGUGUAUUUAAAAGAUUACUGAUCACCCUGUGGAAAGUGUAUUGUGGGGGAAGAAGGGCGAACUGGGGAAAACAGCUGGGCAGGAUUGCAGUGGUUUGGGGGAAAGAUGAUUGGGAUUUUGACUAGUCACGGCAGAGAAGGAGAAAAGAGGAUGGAUUUGAGAUAGUUUCAGAAGUUACACGGAUAGGACUUGAUGGUGAUUUGACCAUGAGGAUGAGUGCAGUGAAGGGAUGAAGUGUCAAUUCACCUUUCCAACAAAGCUUUCAGCGAGAUGAACUGGGACUGAGACUUUGUCAUCAGGCACCAAGGCUCCAGAGAGGGACAGGCAAAUAGGGGAUGAAAGGCCUUUGACGCCUUCUCCAUCACCCCAGCUGGCUGCUGAGAAGAGCUCAUACCUCUACUCCACGGAGAUCACGCUGUGGACGGUGGUGGCCGCCAUCCAGGCGUUGGAGAAGAAGGUGGAUUCCUGCCUGGCCCGCCUGAUGACUCUGGAGGGGCGGACAGGGAAGGCUGAGAAGAAGCUGGCCGACUGCGAGAAGACGGCCGUGGAGUUGGGGAACCAGCUGGAGGGCAAGUGGGCAGUGCUGGGGACCCUGCUGCAGGAGUACGGGCUGCUGCAGAGGCGGCUGGAGAACGUGGAGAACCUGCUGAGGAACAGGAACUUCUGGAUCCUGCGGCUGCCCCCGGGCAGCAAGGGCGAGGCCCCCAAGGUGCCCGUGACCUUUGAUGAUGUGGCCGUGUAUUUCUCUGAGCCAGAGUGGGGCAAACUGGAUGAGUGGCAGAAGGAGCUGUACAAGCACGUGAUGCGGGGCAACUACGAGACGCUGGUCUCCCUGGAUUAUGCCAUCUCCAAACCGGAUAUCCUCACCCGGAUGGAGAGGGGAGAGGAGCCUUGCCCUGAAGGCCCGAGGGGCCGGGAGGAGGGGAGUGACAGAGAGGAAGCACGCCCAAGGAGGCUGGGCGCUGGCCUUCCUCCAUACCCAGAGCACACCUCCAGCCCAGUCAGCCCUGCCCGGAAGGAGCCAAAAGAAGGUCAGGCCUCCAAGCACCAGCAAGACUCAGAAACAAGAGUAACCCCACCCGAAACGAGCACCGGACCACUAGCCAGCACUAGCGUUUUGUCCUCGGUUAAACGGGAGGAAGAAUCUUCAGAUGGGGAGUCACCCACCUCCCCUCCCAGGGACAUCCUGCCCGGCAUGGGGCCAGGUGGUGGCGGUAUGGUCAUCAAGACGGAAGCACAAUCUGAGGACGAGAUGAUGCCUGAGCAGCUCUACCUGGGGGAGUCCCCGAGCCAGCCAGAGUGUAGACUCCCCAAAGGGCCCAGGAGCAGGACCGGGGGUUCUGGCCGGCCUCACUCGGGGGCAGCGCCCAGGGUGCGGGCAGGGGACCCUCUAACACCGGGGGCACCGGGGAAGGGGGGCGAGCCGCCUCGCGUCCUCCCCCGCCGGCGAGAGCGGGCCUUCCCCUGCCCUGACUGCGGACAGAGCUUCCGCUUGAAGAUCAACCUGACCAUUCACCAACGGACCCACGCGGAGGAGGAGCAGCGCGCGGAGGCCCGGGGCGGCUCGGCCUCCGGGGCCGGGGGACGUGCCCAGCCCGCGCUGGAGCCGGGGGAGGUGGUGGUGCCCGGCCCCGUCAUCCGCUGGCUCCCAGAGGGGCCCGAGGGCCGCCGCUGCUUCGUGGGGCGGAGGCCGGCGGCCGCCAAGGUGUACCACUGCAGCGAGUGCCUGCGCUUCUUCCAGCAGCGGAAGAGCCUGCUGCUCCACCAGCGCCUGCACACCGGCGACAGCCAGGGCUGGCCCGCCUGCCCCUACUGCGGCAAGGCCUUCCGCCGGCCCUCGGACCUCUUCCGGCACCAGCGCAUCCACACGGGCGAGCGGCCCUACCCGUGCCCCGAGUGCGGCCGCGCCUUCAACCGCAACCACCACCUGGCGGUCCACAUGCAGACGCACGCGCGCGGCCAGGGCGGCCCGCACGUUCCAGCUCCCCCCGCCCGCCUGGGCAGCCCGCCGCUGGCACGGCCCAGCCCCUCCGAGGAGGGCUGACCGGGCAGGAGCCUGCGGGGCACCCCCUGCUCCAGGACCACCUCAACACCGGCGGAGCCCUUCUACUUGUGCCUGAUGCUGGUUCCUCCUUCUGCGAUGGCUUUGGAGAGAUCUUUUUACAUGGGAAGCAGUGGCCUUUUUGAUGACAGAGUGUAUGCGUGCCAGAUGCCUCAGUUUCCUAAGUUUGUCACUCUGCUGCCUUUUCUACAUUCCUGACUUACACAGGGGCCACUAAGGCUUAGGGGAUGCCAAGCUUUGGUGGGGGCCUUUGACGGGUACCGUGGACAGGCAACAGGACCAGAGGCCAUGGCCUUUCUAGUAGGGGGUGUUCGAGACACGGAGAGCCUGGGGUUUGAUUUUAUACACAGAGGUCUUGGCCUUCUGUCAACACGAGAAACAGCAGAGUGGACAGACAGCCUGAAGAAUAGGCACUGGAAAUUUGAGUUUUCUACUGUUAUUUUGAAACUUUUUUUUAUGGAGAUUUUCUAAGUGCUUCUGUAAGUAUUGUGUGUGGUUGUAAAGGGGACCAAGAACUCCUGAGGGGCAGGGAUGAUUCUGCCACCUCCUUGUGUGUGGGGAUGGCAGAGGGACUGUCCAGACCAGCCUGGGAAUGCCUGUUGAUGGGGGUGCCUUGGCUGCUGCCCUGGAAACCAGGUGUCUUCCCAGGUGUGUGUUCCUUGGCCUAGACUGAUUCCCAGUAUUCCUGGUCCUUUCCCCAGUGGGUGUUCACAUCCAUGAUUGACUUUGGUAAUCAGCUGAGAGUGGGGAACUGCAGCCUGGAGUGGAUGACAUUUCCCCCAAGGUCUCAGUGUUCACGGGUGUGCACGCUCCAUGGACUGGACCCCACCUGACACCUGGGGGGUGGGGGAGGUCAGGUGCAGAGCGGGCCCAGGAAGUUCCUCCCGAGAGGAAGAUCCUGGUCUGAGGGAGGCUGGUCAGCCCACGUGGACUGUGGGGUUGCCAGGCCUGAUGUGUCACGUUAAAGGAGGGGGUUGUCUUCUAGAACUUGGGGCUCAUGGCAGAGUUAGGCCAGGAGAUCUAGGUGAAUCUUUUAACCACCUCCAUCCUCGUGUUACUUGUCUGUCGAAGGUGGUAAUGACCCCAGUGCAUCCUACCUCACCUUAGAGUUGUCAGGGUCAUAAUAGAUUUAGAGGCAGCGGGACAAAUAGGAAGCCUGAUUUCGACCUUCCUUUCAGGUUCAGGGCCCCCUUUCUCUUUCAUGUUGAUCUUCCAGCCCUCUUCGCAGUCAGAAUCACUCAAGAAGGACCUUUAUUUUCUGGAGUGAGUGGAAGGUCCCACGGGUGCAAAGUGAGGUAAGACUUUCCCUUUGGGCUAUAUCCACCUGGAGCCUUUUGUACCUCAGUGGAACAAAUUCUCACCAAAGCAGUGAGGUUCAAACUGUGGAGGUUCGGGCUCUAGCGUCGCGCCUCAUGGAGAAGUCUCGAUGGCACCUAGCUUCUUGUGCCUCUUCAGUCACACCACUUUGGGCACUCCCUAUAAACUAGCCCUUGGUCUGGGUGACUUUGAAGCUGGAGUGAUGGGUCCUCAGCUCUUCUGAUUGUUGUCUUAUUUAUCUGGCACUAUGUGAAGUGUCCAGUGUUCAGGCCUGCUUCCAGGUGCCUGGGUCCCUGGCUGUGCCACUUCCUCUUGCCCCCCUCUGACCCUCAUACCUCUCCUAAAGUCCUGAACAGGGUUGGGGGCAGAUGGAAACAUUGCUGUCAUCUCUGGGGCGAGAGUAUACACGUCAGUGACUGCUCAGCCAAGCUCCUCUGGGCUUGGGAGAGGCGCCCCCCUCCCCUGCCAUAGAUCCUGUUUGUCUGCUCUGGUAUCCCCCAGCUCUUGCCAGGGCCCCGCAGUCAGGGCUGGGCUGUCAGCAAGUGCUCAGACAGGAUGCGGUGCUAGUGAAGCUGCUGAGAGCUUAGCCCUCAGCUGCAAGAGCUAGUCUCAGGUGAUUCCUUGGAAGGCCUCAGGGCUCAGAGUUUCCAGGCUUUUCUAAUGCUUAAUGCCCUGUGUAAAUACGCAAACUCCUAACAGACGCAGUAAUCACUGUGCAGUGGUGCUCCUCUUCUUCUAAAGCAUUCAAUGUGCCGGGCUCCCGGCUAGGCCCUGUGAGUUUGCCUGGCACUCAAUAGGUGUUCAAAGGACAUUCUUUACACUGAAAUGAGUCAGCGGAGGCUGCGUGACCUGGGAGGCUGGAGCCUGGUCUGACCCCAGUCUCACUUCCAGCUCUGGGUCUCGGGUUCCUCAUUUGUAAAGCAAAGUUGGGGUUCUGGUGUUAAAAGGCUCGUAAGAACUGUGACGGUGGUGAAACCUUGGCCCCAUCAGUGCUCAAUAAAUAUGUUGGACUCUGUA
This is a messenger RNA of Aethalodelphis obliquidens (Pacific white-sided dolphin), 6056 nucleotides long. RefSeq names its product zinc finger protein 783 (gene ZNF783). Lineage: Eukaryota; Metazoa; Chordata; Mammalia; Artiodactyla; Delphinidae. Gene Ontology annotation, biological process: regulation of transcription by RNA polymerase II. The record is from RefSeq and is a predicted model, not a curated record. The transcript is spliced from 7 exons. Bases 2142 to 3704 code for a protein of 520 amino acids. Gene Ontology annotation, molecular function: DNA-binding transcription factor activity, RNA polymerase II-specific; RNA polymerase II transcription regulatory region sequence-specific DNA binding. Gene Ontology annotation, cellular component: nucleus.